CCAUUUUUUGCUUUUUUCGAGUUUUACUUGUGGAUUGUGAUUUCUUCUUUUUGAAUUUAGAAUUAGAUAAUUUAGGAGUUUACCCGUUACACCGUUGUAGAGCUCUAAACUCUCGCUUUCUUCCUUAUAUCAUGGAUUCCGACAAUGAAUCUGAAAUUUCCAUCAACUCCAGUUCCACGGCCGAAGACAAGGACGACGUACAGUCACUGCAGUGGCCGACGAAAGCCAGCGUCGAUCAGAUCGCGCUGGACCCAAAAAAUCAGUCUGAAUUCGAGAAAUUCGUCAAGAAGAAGCACGAACAGAUAAAACGUGAUCAGGAAACCCAGCCGGGAGUGAUCUAUCUGGGUCAUGUGCCCUACGGAUUCGCUGAGGAGCCGCUACGCAAGUUCUUCUCACAGUUCGGCAAGAUCACCCGACUGAAGUUGUCGCGGAGUAAAAAGACUGGUCAGAGUAAAGGCUAUGGAUUUAUUGAAUUUGAACACGGUGAAGUGGCCAAAAUUGCCGCGGAUUCGAUGAAUAAUUACCUGAUGUAUGAAAAAUUAUUCAAAUGUAAGUACAUUCCUCCGGAGAAAGUUCACAAAGACACCUUUAAGCACUGCCAUCGCCGGUUUCGACUGCCGCGGAAUAACGCUCGUGCCCGUUACGAGCACAAUCGCAACAUUACCGACGAACAGCACAGCAAGCGAAUGGCGCGGCUGGAGAAAAAGCUGAAGAAGAAACAGGGGCGAUUGGCCAAGAUGGGACUUAGCUACGACAUGCCGAUCUCUUUACAACCCCCACCACCUUCGUAGCACAGCUGCCCGUUUGCAGUAAACCGUAAAUCUUAAAAAUGUCUUAUUUUCUGCAACGGUUAACGGACGACACCCAGUUCGAGCUCUAUUAGGCGUAUCUUUUCCUCGAUAGUGGCAUAGUACUUCAUUUGAGACAAGAGACGCUGCGCGUCUUCAAGUUGGUUGGUCUGAAAAGCGCUGCUAACGUCGUUGAUUAAAGCGGAGAGUUUGG
Messenger RNA from Paramacrobiotus metropolitanus, 1002 nucleotides. RefSeq names its product MKI67 FHA domain-interacting nucleolar phosphoprotein-like. The coding region runs from base 132 to 791 and encodes 219 amino acids. Gene Ontology annotation, molecular function: RNA binding. The transcript has 4 exons. Lineage: Eukaryota; Metazoa; Tardigrada; Eutardigrada; Parachela; Macrobiotidae. Gene Ontology annotation, biological process: maturation of LSU-rRNA from tricistronic rRNA transcript (SSU-rRNA, 5.8S rRNA, LSU-rRNA). Gene Ontology annotation, cellular component: nucleolus. The record is from RefSeq and is a predicted model, not a curated record.